AUGGAAACAUCGAGCGAAGCCACAGAGGCCAUAAGCGAAGCGACGAAAUCUUCGAGCUCAGCCACGCGGCUGUCCAUCACAGAGAGACGAUUGGUGGUUGUAGCACGGGUCAUGCACGAAAGGGAACUAGGGCCGGAGGCUGAUACCAAUGAUAGCACCAGGAUCCAUAAGGCUCAAAACCUUAACCUGCUUGCAAGAUUAGAAAUGGCAAUGGAAGAGAAGGGAAAAAAUAGCAGAAAUUCCUUUGUAAAAUUAUUGGUUCCUAACAGUUCUAGCCAUUUGGUCAAGGUUUUUGUUCACCUGCCACUUGUUCGAAGGAUCACAAUUCAGAAUGACUUUUUACAGUAUUUGGAUGAAGGUGCCUCUCCAGAAAAGCUUUCCAGACCAUGUCUAUGUCUGAAUUUUAUUUCCAUAACCGUUAGCUUCUGUUAUGCGGAUGAAGUCUUAACUGCUCUAUGUCUUCUAGGAAGCGCCCCUGCUCUUCAAGUACUAAAAAUUCAGGCCAGUGUAUAUGGCGAGGACUCUGAGCAAGUAGUGAACUCUUGGUAUGAUGACAACCAGAACUGCCAAUUCAGCCAACUGCGACUUGUGACAAUAACCAAUGUUUCUGGUUUCAAAGCUGAACUAGAUAUCAUCAGAUUUCUGCUUUCAUGUUCACCUGUUCUUGAGAGGAUGACUGUUGAGCCUGCUUCUGACGUUGUUUCUUCAAAACUCUUAAAAGAGUUGGUCCAGUUUAGGCGUGCCUCACCCCGUGCCGAGAUAAUCUACUUGGGGACUCUCGAGUGA
This is a messenger RNA of Pyrus x bretschneideri (Chinese white pear), 786 nucleotides long. Its product is annotated as F-box/FBD/LRR-repeat protein At1g13570-like. The record is from RefSeq and is a predicted model, not a curated record. Lineage: Eukaryota; Viridiplantae; Streptophyta; Magnoliopsida; Rosales; Rosaceae. Bases 1 to 786 code for a protein of 261 amino acids. The transcript has 4 exons.